AUGCAUCCGAAAAUUCAGAAGACGUGGCAUAUUUUGAAAACAGCUGUAUUCUUUUUGAUACUGUUCUCAUUGUUGUUUGCGACAUCGAUCAUCAAUUAUUUAUUGACUCCGAAAAUUGCUCAUCUUUGUGAUUUUUAUGAUGAUAGGAAUACAACAACUUUUGACGUCACUCGAGAAGAAUGUGAAUCCCAAAGAAGAGCUACCGUACUCUUCAUUGUUUUCUGUUUGGUUCGACUAAUUUCAAACAAAUUUGAGGGAUUCAUCGGAACCAAAUUCCUGAAAACCUGUUCCGUCCGUUCAACAUUUCCUGGCCGUCAUUUUGGAGCUGCUCUUGGAUUUCCAUUCCUAACAAGAUCCCUUUCUAACAGCAUCCGCGUUGCAUCUGCUCCUAUUUUCCUCGUUAUCAUUUUCGCAUCCACUUCGAUUGCUUUCUACCCGUAUGCCAAGGAUUUUGCAAAAUUGAGCAGGUUGAUCUACAAUGCUGUUCAGCGGAGACACUACCUCUACAAUAGAGCCAUGAUCCUCACUUGUGUCUCUAUUUAUUUUUAUUUUUCAACAGUUUUAAUAGAACUUCUGGACGUUUCAUUUGGGAUAUACUGUCACCAGACCAUAUUUGGGUUUCCCAUUCUCUUUCCCAAUAUCAAUUUCCCAUUAUUUUUAUUUAUUCUGCAUACAGUAAUCCUCCAACAUCAUAGAGCAAUGCCUGCGAUCAUUUAUGAGGUGAACAAUGAGGACUGUUUUAUUCAGCUGAAUCGGAUGAGAUGUAUCACAAAUAAGGAUUGUCCACAAAUGUCCACAGCAUUCCCUUUGGAUGCUCCUCCAUCCAAAACAACCACAAUCCAACGAAGAGCCUUCGAUGGAAGAAUAAUCCAAAUUCGGCAUUACAGAGAACUAGAUGAUAUUCUUCCGUGCAAAGUGUCGACUACAGUUCGUAAAGUUUCUACAUUCUCAUCAAGACCUCCUUCAUACGCAGUUCCUCCGUUACCGAGAGAUUUACCAUCUACUAUUCUAGAUUUGGAAUAA
Messenger RNA from Caenorhabditis briggsae, 1023 nucleotides. The transcript has 6 exons. The record is from RefSeq and is a predicted model, not a curated record. NCBI's taxonomy places the organism in Eukaryota, Metazoa, Nematoda, Chromadorea, Rhabditida, Rhabditidae. Bases 1 to 1023 code for a protein of 340 amino acids.